CUCGGCGGCUCACAGAGAGAGCGCGUCGCGGGGAGUCGGCGCCUGGAGACGCGGGAAGGCGCCACCACCGCCGCCGCUGGCCAAGGUGCUGGACACCACAGGCCCAUCGGCCGCUUCGCCAGGUCAGGACCCCCUCUCUGCUGCAGCCGCUGCUGCCUCGCUUCCAGCCAGGUCCCCAUGGAAGAGAUGGAAGAAGAGUUAAAAUGCCCUGUGUGUGGCUCCUUCUAUCGGGAGCCCAUCAUCCUGCCUUGCUCUCACAAUUUAUGUCAGGCGUGCGCCCGCAACAUCCUGGUGCAGACCCCGGAGUCCGAGUCCCCCCAGAGCCGUCGGGCCUCGGGCUCUGGGGUCUCCGACUAUGACUAUUUGGACCUCGACAAGAUGAGCCUGUACAGCGAAGCGGACAGCGGCUAUGGCUCCUACGGAGGUUUCGCCAGCGCCCCCACAACCCCUUGCCAGAAAUCGCCCAACGGCGUCCGUGUUUUUCCCCCUGCUAUGCCGCCACCGCCCACCCACCUGUCACCGGCCUUGGCUCCGGUGCCCCGCAACUCCUGUAUCACCUGUCCCCAGUGCCACCGCAGCCUCAUUCUGGAUGAUCGGGGCCUUCGCGGCUUCCCCAAGAACCGCGUCCUGGAAGGGGUCAUCGACCGCUACCAACAGAGCAAAGCUGCGGCCCUCAAGUGCCAGCUCUGCGAGAAGGCGCCCAAGGAAGCUACGGUCAUGUGUGAACAAUGCGACGUCUUCUACUGCGACCCUUGCCGCCUGCGCUGCCACCCGCCGCGGGGUCCCCUAGCCAAACACCGCCUGGUGCCCCCGGCCCAGGGCCGCGUAAGUCGGCGGCUGAGCCCGCGCAAGGUCUCCACCUGCACAGACCACGAGCUGGAAAACCACAGCAUGUACUGUGUGCAGUGCAAGAUGCCGGUGUGCUACCAAUGCCUGGAGGAGGGCAAACACUCCAGCCACGAAGUCAAGGCUUUGGGGGCCAUGUGGAAAUUACACAAGAGCCAGCUCUCCCAGGCACUGAAUGGAUUGUCAGACAGGGCCAAAGAAGCCAAGGAGUUCCUGGUGCAACUCCGCACCAUGGUGCAACAGAUCCAGGAAAACAGUGUGGAGUUCGAGGCAUGCCUGGUGGCCCAGUGUGAUGCGCUCAUCGAUGCCCUAAACCGAAGGAAGGCUCAGCUGCUCGCCCGCGUCAACAAGGAACAUGAGCACAAGCUGAAGGUGGUUCGGGACCAGAUCUCCCACUGCACAGUGAAACUGCGCCAGACCACGGGCCUCAUGGAGUACUGCUUGGAAGUGAUUAAGGAGAACGACCCCAGUGGUUUUCUGCAGAUUUCAGACGCCCUCAUAAGGCGAGUUCACUUAACUGAGGACCAGUGGGGGAAGGGCACGCUCACGCCCAGGAUGACCACGGACUUUGACCUGAGCCUGGACAACAGCCCUCUGCUGCAAUCCAUUCACCAGCUGGACUUCGUGCAAGUUAAAGCUUCCUCUCCAGUCCCAGCAACCCCCAUUCUACAGCUGGAGGAGUGUUGCACCCACAACAACAGUGCUACACUGUCCUGGAAACAGCCCCCUCUGUCCACUGUGGCCGCCGAAGGAUACAUUCUGGAGUUGGAUGAUGGAAGUGGUGGUCAGUUCCGGGAAGUGUAUGUUGGAAAAGAAACGAUGUGUACCGUGGACGGGCUUCACUUCAACAGCACAUAUAAUGCUCGGGUUAAGGCCUUCAACAAAACAGGAGUCAGCCCCUAUAGCAAGACACUGGUCCUCCAGACGUCUGAGGCAGCGGGAGCACAUGAGGCUAAACCUAUGAAGGACACAGAUUCAGAAGAACAGACCCUCCCUUUUCCAGUGCCUUCGGAAAGAUUGCCGCUCCGUAGAAUGAGUCCCUUCUCCUCCACCCUUAACCUUCAACCCAGCUUUCCCGGAAGAUCCUACUUUGACUUCCGAUCCUCACCCCACCAGCUGAGCUUGCAUUCUUCUUUACAGUCCCUCAAUGCACCGGGAUGCAAUUUUGAGACACAGUCUGCAUCUUACUCUCAAUUAGUUGACAUUAAAAAGCUGUUGGCAGUGGCUUGGUUCGCUUUUGACCCCGGCUCGGCACACUCCGACAUCAUCCUCUCCAAUGACAACCUGACAGUGACGUGCAGUAGCUAUGAUGACCGGGUGGUGCUGGGGAAAACUGGCUUCUCCAAGGGUGUCCACUACUGGGAGCUAACUGUCGAUCGCUAUGACAACCACCCGGAUCCAGCCUUCGGCGUGGCUCGCAUCGAUGUGAUGAAGGAUGUAAUGCUGGGAAAGGACGACAAAGCUUGGGCAAUGUAUGUGGACAAUAACCGGAGCUGGUUCAUGCACAACAACUCGCACACCAACAGAACUGAAGGAGGCAUCACAAAAGGGGCCACCAUCGGGGUCCUCCUCGACUUAAACAGAAAGACCUUAACAUUUUUUGUCAACAAUGAGCAGCAGGGUCCCAUAGCAUUUGAGAACGUGGAAGGCCUGUUCUUUCCUGCAGUCAGCCUCAACAGGAAUGUACAGGUCACACUUCACACUGGGCUUCCCGUCCCCGACUUCUACUCCAGCAGAGCUUCCAUAGCCUAAGGGCGCGCUGUGGAGGCACCAGCUGCCCCAUGGAGGGACAGCACGGAGCCGCCACCCUCUGCGGACACAGCUGGUAGAAGAGAGAGGAGACCAUCUGGUCCU
Acomys russatus (golden spiny mouse) is the source of this 2700-nucleotide messenger RNA. RefSeq names its product tripartite motif containing 9 (gene Trim9). The coding region runs from base 178 to 2598 and encodes 806 amino acids. The transcript is spliced from 14 exons. The record is from RefSeq and is a predicted model, not a curated record. Gene Ontology annotation, molecular function: protein binding; zinc ion binding. Lineage: Eukaryota; Metazoa; Chordata; Mammalia; Rodentia; Muridae.